AUGGAGCAGCAGCAGCAGCUGGUGGAACCAAUGGACAAGGAUAUGGAGUUCAGGGCGGCCAAACAAAUGGACAGCAAACGAAAGGCAACGGCUACGGUGCGCAAGCUGGCGGAUACGGCAGUCAAGGAACUAAAGGCAAUGGAUAUGGAGUUCAGGCCGGCCAAACAAAUGGACAGCAAACGAAAGGCAACGGCUACGGUGCGCAAGCUGGUGGAUACGGCAGUCAAGGAACUAAAGGCAAUGGCUAUGGAGCAGCAGCAGCUGGUGGAACCAAUGGACAAGGUGGAAAACCACAGGGAUAUGGAGUUCAGGCCGGCCAAACAAAUGGACAGCAAACGAAAGGCAACGGCUACGGUGCGCAAGCUGGCGGAUACGGCAGUCAAGGAACUAAAGGCAAUGGAUAUGGAGUUCAGGCCGGCCAAACAAAUGGACAGCUACGGUGCGCAAGCUGGCGGAUACGGCAGUCAAGGAACUAAAGGCAAUGGUUAUGGAGCACCAAAUGGAAACAGAGGCUAUUUGAAUGGUCAUAAUGCUGGAGCUGGUGUUCUAGGUGGGAAUGGAGCUAAACCCAAUGGUCAAGGAGCCACAGCUGGCCCAUACAACGGAAAUGGGGCAAGACCAAAUGGACACGGAGCAGCUGGAACUAAACCUAUGAAAGGAUAUGGACGACCACAUUAUGGCGCAGGUGUGGGGAUGGGAGCCCCCAGAGGUGUGGGAGUACCUCAGCUUGCCAGAAACCAAGCAUAUGGUGGAAAUGGUUAUAAUGGUUAUGGAGCUCAACCCAUGGGAGGCUACAAUGGCGGUUAUGGCAGAGCUGGUUUGGGUCUGGGUGCCCGGUAUGGGAAUGGAGGAAUGAAGGGACCAAAGUCUGGCUAUGGUGCUGCAGCUGGUUUGGCCAAUGGACAAGGUGCAAAACCCAAUGGCUAUGGUGCUGUAGCUGGUGUACCUAAUGGAAAUGGGGCUAAAACCAAUGGCUAUGGUGCUGCAGCUGGUUUGGCCAAUGGACAAGGUGCAAAACCCAAUGGUUAUGGCAAUAUUCCAAAUGGGUAUGGCGCCAGACCCAACGGAUAUGGAGCCACCAGAGGUGCUAUGAGACCCCAACCAGGUUAUGGAAAUGGAGCGGCUCACAAUGGAUAUGGAGCUAAACCUAAUGGUCAAGGAGUUAGAAAUGGUGCUGCACUCGGUGGAUAUGGAAGUAAACCCAACGGAGGAUACGGCUCAAAACCACAAACUGGCAAAGGAGUUGGAGUAAUGUCGCCCAGUGAGGGUACCGAAACACUCGGCACUGGAUAUGGUGGUCCAGCUGGUGUGCCUAACGGACAGAUGGCUAAAGCAGCUAAUACUGGCUAUGGCAUGAUGCCAAAUGGGAAGGGUACAAAGAGUGCAGGUGCAUCCUAUGAAAAGGGCCUUAAAGGUGGAGUUUACUCUCCUGAGCAGCCGAGUGCAACACCAGAGGAGGUUGUUGCACCUCCACAAGCAAUAACUCAAGGUGCAGCACCAGUUUCCCCCGAGCCGACGAGUGGUUUCCUUGUUAUGUUGACGCAAGAGAAAUAUCAGAAGCAGCCUUCACCUGUGACACAAGGAAAAAGCUACAAACAGACACCACUAAUCCCUCAGGCUACACCAGAAUCAGCACCAGUGAUUCCUCAAGGAAAAGGCCCAAAGUCUGCACCUGAACCAGCACCCAUGGGCCCACAGGGCAAGGGUCCGAAGAUGGUCACAUCCGGACCUGCACCAGUGGUUCCCCAGACUAACCCAGCACCACAGGUGGAAUCCGUCCUCCCUCAAGGUUAUAUGACUGGAAGUGCUUUGCCUGAGCAAAAAGGUGCAGAGGCAGAUGCUCUUUCUGUAGAGGGCCCCACUGAGGGGGAUGCUGCCCCUGAAAGCAGCGAACACCUGAAAACCAAAGCUGUUCCUGAAACAGUGGCAGCUAAAAACACAGGGAGCAUCGUCCCUGAGGAAACACUGGCUGUCGGUGUGCCUGAGUUUGCACCAGAAGAAGCAAACAUCAAAAGUCAGCCUGAGUCAGGAUCUGUCAAAGGUGUCACUGGUGGAGAAACUGGUGCAACUGAGUACGGAGGAGGAGCUUCCAUCUCUAAGGGACAGGGAGCUAAAGCAACCAAACCUGGUUAUGGAGCAGGAGCUGGUGUUCCAAACAGUUAUGGUGCUAAACCCAACGGACACGCUGCCAGUGCAGGGGGGUAUCCGAAUGGAGGUGGAGCUAAAGCAAACGAACCAGGUCAUGGCGUAGGAGGCUAUGCUGACCCACGACGCAGCAAUGGACAUGGCCUUGGAUAUCCUCAUGCAGAGAAACCUAAGCAACCUGGUUACGGACAAGGGGCGUACCUCGGAGCUGGAUAUGGAAAUUCAUAUGGAGGGAAUGGAAAUGGAAAUGCCUACAGUGCUGGUGUACAACCUGACUACGCAAGUUUCGGCCAAGGUGAACCCACUGCUUAUGGAAAAUCAGGUAUGAUAUGUGUGGCAAGUGGUGCCAGAGAGAUGCCUUACAAUGGAGCUCCGUUGGUUCCUGGUGGACAAGAUGGAAUGAGCCAGUUUGAGCCACAGUCCGCUGGCCUUGGUCCAAAUGGAAAAUUGGGCAGCACGUAUGGUGGAAUGGGUGGCUCGCCUUUUGGUGUUCAGACCAUGGGAAUGAGUCCAGAAAAAUCAAACACCAAGUACGGUUAUGGAGGAAGCCCCUAUGGGCCUGCUGGGGAUGCCAAAUCAUUUGGAAAAUAUGGAUAUGGUGAGUUCCCCAACGGUGGGCAGCUUCUUGGUCUCGGCAGUAAUGGAAAUCCAGCCGGCAAAUAUGGUUAUGGAAGAAUGUCUUAUGAAGCUCAACCAGCUGGACUAAACCCUGAAGUCAUGUCUACUGGCGAAUAUGGUUUGGCUGGCUCACCAUAUCAGCCUGAAACUCUUGGACUUGGACAGCACGAAAAAUUAACAGGCAAAUACGGUGGUGGUGAAGUUCCCUAUGCACCAGAAACUCUUGGUUAUGGGAGUGAGGCUAAAUCUUUUGGGAAAUAUGAUGCAGCUGGUUUACCUUAUGAGCCCCUGCCACUUGAGCCAGUUUCAGCUGGAAAAUCUUACGUGAAUGAAGAUGUACCAACACCAGCAUUUGCAGUAGAAGGCGAUGGGAAGUCCAUUGAUAGAUACGAUAAUGUGGGCUAUAUAAAUGGACAAGUGCAGCCAGAAGUUGUUGCAUUUCCUACAACUCCCACUUCCGGCCCCACCCUGGCUUACCCCUCUGUCCCAUCCUAUCUGCCUGUGGAGUCCUUCACACCUGACGUGGUGCAUGAUGCAGGUGUUGAGGACCUGCCUGAACCCGCGGGCAGUGAAGGCCUCGCCCUCCACUCCGCACCCGCUACAGAAACGCAGGGCGUGGUGCAUGGGACUGAGCAACCUGAUGACCUGCUUCAUGAGCAGCAGCUGCCACGAGGAAAGAACAGUAAACAUGACUUGAAUGGCUUCUUUGGGAAUAGUGGCUAUCAAGGUUAA
This is a messenger RNA of Anoplopoma fimbria (sablefish), 3495 nucleotides long. It is a transcript of the gene cmn, whose product is annotated as calymmin. NCBI's taxonomy places the organism in Eukaryota, Metazoa, Chordata, Actinopteri, Perciformes, Anoplopomatidae. The record is from RefSeq and is a predicted model, not a curated record. The coding region runs from base 1 to 3495 and encodes 1164 amino acids. The transcript has 50 exons.